This is a messenger RNA of Hypoxylon trugodes, 818 nucleotides long. RefSeq lists its product as uncharacterized. NCBI's taxonomy places the organism in Eukaryota, Fungi, Ascomycota, Sordariomycetes, Xylariales, Hypoxylaceae. Bases 149 to 598 code for a protein of 149 amino acids. The record is from RefSeq and is a predicted model, not a curated record. The transcript has a single exon.
GCUGAACGGGAUCCUUUCGUCGUUUCGCUCUUUUUCAACGUGUGUCUCUUGUCUAAUACCCUCAGGGUCUUAUCAACGAGCUAUAUAUUCGCCCUUUACCCCUAGACCCCCAAUCCACGCGCCCAUACAGGGUAUACUAUUACCUUUAAUGGCCAUGGGAAGAGGCGCUUGUUUCGUCAUCCUAAAUCAUAACCCCCUCGAUAAUAGAUACAGAGAUAUGGGGUGUUCUACUAAUGGAUUAGGUGGGUUAUUCGGGCAACAAAGACGCCACAGUCCAAAACGCUGCAGAAUGUAUCAACAGUUUGAAACCGCCGCCCGCCCCGAGUCUCGGAAUUUCGUGUUGUUUUUUGUAUUUUCUUCCUUUUUUCUGUCUCACCUGCAGUAUAGCGGAAAUCCCACACUCCGGCUUCAAUCCAACAAAAGCGCAAUUGCAUCAUCAGCCGCAAUCCCGCACCGUUCAUUUGGUUGUCCGAACAGCCACACUUCUACUUCAUUGGAUAACGGCCUAAUAUUUUGGAACAGCCAAGCUUUUAUCCCUUUCUUUAAACUACAAGCUCACCGAAUCCGUUGCCGGAGUGGCUGCGAAGUAAUCACCUAGUCGGAUAUAAAGCUCCCCUGUCAACGCAUCAUUUAACGAUGUCCGCGUCUCUUCCGAGGGUGAGCGGGAGAGGGCACGUCAUAGCCUAAGCCCCAAAACAUCCUUUUCUUACUCGUCGGACCUGUUGUAUGGGCUAUGUUUACUGUGUAUGAGUGAAUGGCCCCCGAUUUCAUGUACAUGUAUUACAUCUACAAAAUGUAGGCUAUUAUCCCACCAACGG